Molecule: messenger RNA, 1047 nt
Organism: Colletotrichum higginsianum IMI 349063
Lineage: Eukaryota; Fungi; Ascomycota; Sordariomycetes; Glomerellales; Glomerellaceae
Product: Arabinosidase
Exons: 3
Coding region: 1-1047 (348 amino acids)
Source: RefSeq, a predicted model, not a curated record
AUGGUCUCUCUCAGAUCCCUCCUCGCCGCCGGCCUGGCCGCCACCUCGGCCUUCGCCAACCCAAUCCAGUCCCUCGACUUCACCGGCACUUCCCUCGCGCCGCGUGCAGACCCGAACCUGACGGGCUACCUCGGUGCCUUCUUCCUCGGCGCCGAGCCGUACGUCUACCUGUACCUUUCCAACGGGAAUAACCCCAACUCGUUCCGCGCCCUCAAUGGCGGCUCGCCCGUCAUCCGCCCGACAAAGGGCACCGGUGGUGUGCGCGACCCGGCCAUCGUCGAGGGCGGCGGCGCCGAGAAGGGCAAGAAGUGGUACAUUGUCGGUACGGACCUGGAUAUCGGAAAGACGACCUGGGAUGCGGCCCAGAGACAGGGGUCCAAGGGCAUCUUCGUCUGGGAGAGCACCGAUCUCGUCAACUGGAGUGCCGAGAGGCUCGUCGUCGUCGAAAACGCCAACGCCGGCAUGGUCUGGGCCCCCGAAGCCAUCUGGGACCCGACAAAGGGCCAGUACCUCGUCCAUUGGGCAUCCAAGUUUUAUCCCGCAUCGGACCCCAAUCACACCGGCGCCCCCGGCCCCAUCGUGAUCCGCUACGCCUACACCUCCGACUUCCGCACCUUCUCGGCCCCGCAGACCUACAUCGACAAAUCGCCCACCAACAUCAUCGACCUCAACAUCCUGCCGACCUCGACAGACGGCCGCUCUUUCGUGCGCUUCCUCAAGGACGAGAGCCUCAAGACUGUCUUCGUCGAGGUCACUACCACCGGCCUCUUCGGCACCUGGACGCGCCCCGGCGGCAGUUCCGCCAUCAUCGCGAGCGGCGUCGAGGGCCCCGCCGCCUACUGGGACAACCAAGUUGCCGGCAAGGCUCACGUCCUGCUCGACUUUUACGGUGCUGACGGCUACCGUCCGUACGAGACGACCAACGUGGCCAGCAACUCGGGCUGGACCGCGAGCUCGCGAACCGGAUUCCCCACUGGGCUGAGGCAUGGUAGCGUGCUGCCCAUCAACAAGACGGCGUACGAUGCUUUGGCAACCCGCUGGGGUUAA